Messenger RNA from Dreissena polymorpha, 14029 nucleotides. RefSeq lists its product as uncharacterized. The record is from RefSeq and is a predicted model, not a curated record. Lineage: Eukaryota; Metazoa; Mollusca; Bivalvia; Myida; Dreissenidae. Gene Ontology annotation, molecular function: lipid carrier activity. The transcript is spliced from 33 exons. Gene Ontology annotation, biological process: lipid transport. Bases 117 to 13625 code for a protein of 4502 amino acids.
UCAACAGUGCGUUUUCGGGAGUGAAACAAUUGCUAGGUUUGACAAUAUUUUAGUAAGAACAAUUCGCACGGAGGCUGAAUACUAAUUAUUCCCAUUGGUGGAGUAGGACCACCACAAUGAGGAGGCUUUUCCUAGCGUUGGUUCCGUUGCUGGCUUCGGCCAUUGCAGGGCCCAUCGUUUACUCGGACCAGGACACAUGCUCAUCGACUUGUACAGAGAACACGAAUUUUGCUUAUGUGCGCGGCCAGACGUACGAGUACAACUACGUGUCUGAUAUCCGCACGUCCAUACAGGGCGCCUCGGAGGACCAUGCGACGAUUCAUCUGACCGCGACCGCUCUACUGGAGAUACACUCCAAAUGCGAGCUAUCACUCAGGUUGAAGAAUGUCAGACUGACCGAGUACGAUCCAAACAGGAAGGCAAUGGUCGAUGUCUCACCAGAAUUCGCAGCUGGUCUAGAGCAAAACUCCGUCCGACUGUCGUACCAAGAUGGAGCCAUCGAGAAUGUCUGCCUGACAAACAGCGAGCCGACGUGGGUCAUGAACGUGAAGCGGGGUAUCAUCUCUAUGCUGCAGAAUCGCAUGAAGGACUUACAGAAGAAUGAAACUGUUUCGGAGACGGAUGUUUCCGGCCUGUGUGACACCAAGUACAGUUUUGAUAAAUCCGGCAGGAACUCUAUCAUCGUCUCUAAAACCAAGGACCUCUUGGCAUGCACGGACAGACAUGGCUACAACUCGGCCAUUCAGGGUGUACCCUUCACCGCUGACUCUGACAUCCAGUCAAUGCCUCUACUGAGGAGUGAUCACAACUGCAAGCACGAGAUCGACACGCGCAAUGGACACAUGAAGACCGCUAGUUGCCAAGAGACGCACAUUUUCCGUCCGUUUUCCAACUCGGAUAGUGGCGUUGUUACCAUCACCACACAGACAUUGUCUUACGUCGGCAGAACCACGGGCACAAAGUCUCCAUCUCCAAUAACUGACAGAGUUACAUUGAAAUUUGAACACGCUAACGGCAUCGACACUGAAAACCAAAUACGCAAGGACAUCACCCGAAAGCUGGUGGAGACUUGCGAGCAGACGAAGUCAGGUUUGAGACCGGAGUCUCCGCGUCUGUUCACAGACCUUGUGUACAUGAUGAGAUCGGCGGACAAAAACACGCUGUCUGACGUCUACCGUACACUGAACGAGGGAUCACUCUGCUUGGAUAACAAAAACAUAACAAUCAAAUUCUUCCUGGAUGCUCUUCCAAUGGCUGGCACCCCAGCGACUGUUGAACUGAUGACUGAACUAAUAAAACAGAGAGUUGUCACAGGAAGCGAGGCGAUCAUGUGGAUCGCUAGCCUUAACUUCAUAAAGAAACCCUCCCAAGAUAUGCUUCGAGAUGUAAAGCCACUAAUAAACAUUCCCGAGCUAGAAGACAAAGCUCUUCUGUCCGUCGGAACCCUCGUGUACAGGUACUGCAUUCACCGUAGUAACUGCGAAAGUGACGAAGUGGCCCGCGCAGUUGUCUCUGCUAUCGUAAACAAGAUGGCUAAAGGAUGCAAAGUCAAUGAUGCCAACAUGAAAUCGACUCUGAUGGCCCUGCGUGCUAUUGGGAAUGCCGGAUACGUCGGUAACGGUAUGCGUGACCUUGAGACCUGUGUGAGGAAUCUUGAUGGUCCAGUGGAAAUCAGACUGUCUGCCAUUGAGGCCUAUCGCAGAAUGCCAUGCUCUGCAAGCAGGUCCGCACUCAUGGAUGUGUUGAGCAAGCCAGACGAAGAUUCCGAACUUCGUAUCGCCGCCUACCGGAUGCUAAUGGAGUGUCCAUCCGACAAGAUAUUGGCAAUCGUCAAGAAUACUCUUGCCAAAGAAACCGUGAAUCAGGUCGGCUCUUAUAUCUGGACUCACUUAACAAACUUGAUGGAGACAUCCGACCCACACAAACAGGAAAUCAAGGCCUUACUUGAGAAUGAAGAUCUGAUGAAAGAAUUUGACCUAGACAAGCGCAAGUUCUCGCGUAACUACGAAGGAUCAAUCUUUGUAGACAAAUUCAACACCGGCGCUAAAUUUGAAGGUGAUUUAAUCUGGUCACAAAAGUCCUUCAUCCCUCGAUCUGCCGCCGUGAAUUUGACCAUCGACCUGUUUGGACAUUCCGUAAAUUUGCUGGAGUUAGGCGGGAGAGCUGAAGGUCUCGAAAUUUUCAUGGAAACGCUUUUCGGCCCAAAUGGCUAUUUCAAAAGGCCAGAAAACAAGAACGAGCCACAGAAAACAGACUUAGUUUUGAAAAAUGUUGACUUGAAAAAGAUUGAAAAAAUCGACAAGAAGAUGGGAGUCUCAAUGGCUGACUUGAGAGGCUCAAUAUACAUGAGGGUGUUUGGUAAUGAAAUGAGGUACACUAACUUCCACGGCCUCUCAGAUCUGCUGAGCGGACCCCAGAUCAACAUUCCUGAACUAAUUAUCAAGCUAGCGGAGGAGAGUGAUUACAGUUACAGUCAAUCGACAAUGUUCUUAGACAGUAGUUUCAUCAUUCCAACGGCGUCAGGGUUCCCACUCAACCUAACAGUGAACGGUACCGCGAUGAUCAACCUAAAUAUUCAUGGAAAGAUGGACAUUAAGAGACCACCAAGUCUUGAUAUCUCUGGACGGAUUGCUCCUAGCGCCGCUGUUGACAUAUCCUCCAUGAUGAGUGUUGACGCACACGUGACCAAGACCGGUGUUAAGAUGGUAUCCACAUUGCACACGAGCACUGCUAUACAGGGGAAAUUGACCGUUGACAAAAGUGGGGCAAUUAGUGCUAAAUAUGACUUCCCUGGAGACAGAAUGGAGAUUAUUGACUUCAAGUCCUCAUUUUUCACAGUCCACAAUAACGUGCAGCGUGAACAGAGCAUGAUAACUGACAACAAACAGACCAAGGCCUAUUGUUCUCCAGACAAACUUUCCAAAGUACUUGGACUGGAAUUGUGCGCUGAGGUCUCAUACCCUAACGCCACAAGUAAACUCAACGCCCCAUAUUUCCCACUGACGGGGCCUGUUUCAGCCGGUGUGUACGUGAACAAAAGGGACACUCAUACAUACUACGAGAUGUCCGCAAAAUCUAAGCACGAUAGUCAACAGAACAUUUUCCAUGUCGUGUUCAAUACUCCUGGUUCCAAGUUGGAUAGACACAUGGAAGUGGACUUUAACCUCGACAAACAAGCACUUAGCAUUGGUCUUGUGCUUCGAUCGCCUUGGAAACAAGCCAUUUUACAAGGAGAUGUUUUCCGCAAAAUCGGCGAUUAUGGCAUCAGUGGAAAACUUAACAUCGACAGGAACGCCGCUUAUUCUAUUGUCGCUCGUCUGAAAAUAGAUAAUGAAGGCAAUACAUUGACAUACACACCAACAUUUGAGCUUGAGGCACCGAGCAUAAAGCCGAUAAGUAUAAAGGGAAUAUUAAGCACAAAGGGUUUUAAACAAAGUGACAUUGAAGUAGAUGUUAAAGGGCUGACAGAUCAACCCGUCAUUGCAAAAAUGACGAUACACAACAAAGAUAAACUGUAUGGCAUGCAGGCUACUUUUGAAAUGGCCAAAGACAAACAGUAUGCAAUUGACACGACUAUGGCUAUCUCCACGUUGAAGAAGAAGACUGUAUAUAAUACUCAAGUGUCAGUCCGCACACCAACACAAGAGGUAUUGGCAUUUGGAGGCGAUCUUGGCAUAACGUAUGGAGAGAAGCUUGACUUCAACAUUGCCUUGGAUAAGAUUGUUGAUAAAAAAGUAACUCUCAAAGGAGUGGUCCUAAGCCAAGAGAAAAAAAGAGGUCAAGUUCUUUAUCGCACUGACUUAAACAUAGACUCUGAGCCCGCUGACGUGAGAUUAAUAUGGAAAAUUGACAACAAAAAUUUCAGAGUAAUAACAAAUGAUUUCGAUUUGACCUAUGUAAUAAAAAGCGUUGCCCGCAACAACGUAAAGCUCGUAUCAAAGAUUAUAAAUCAAAGCGGGAAAACACUCAGCAAAGGAAAACUGUCACUGAAUCUUGGUGUAAAAAAGAACCCAGAAUACAACUUGAAACUAGGUUGCGAUUUAGAACACAAUUUAAAACUCAGUAAACUGGAUCUUGAUGUAGCAUACGGAAAGGACUUUAAGGACACGUCGAAGUUAAUUGAUGUCAGUAUUGAGACAAAUAGGAAUAUGGGAAAUAUUUGGAAAUCGUCUGCCGAUCUAAAAGGGAAAAUCAAGAUACCCGCCUUAGAUAUUGCUACACAAAUUGAAGCUGAUCACUCACAUGACUUCCCGAAACACUUCAACAGCAGCUUGUCAAUCAAGAACAAGGGCAAACCCUAUUCUGCAAGUAUAUCAUUGUUAGACAAAAGUGCGACAAGUCUAGUUAUGUACAGUAGCAUUCGUUUUGCAACACCAAAACAAGACAUGGAGAUUGAAAAUGAAAUAAAACAGGUGACAGAUCAAAAUGACAAAUAUAUAAGUACAUUAAGCAUUCAAAUGCAAAAAGACGAAAAAAGUGUUAUAACAACUACUUACGAAGAUAAACCAUCCAGUCAUAAAAUAGAUUCCGUUAUUAAUGUAAAUGGGUGGUCACCAAUAACAGUUCACGGUGAAUUUGGAGGCUCCCCGCAAUUGAUUGCUGAACUUUCAUAUGAAAAGGAUUCCAAAACAUAUAGAGGUAUGCUGAAAAGUUUUGAUGACUCUAUAACUUACGAGGUUCAUAUGGAAAUGGAAAAGCCAGACUACAAAGGAAGCAUUGGGCUUAUAGGUAAAGUUCCUGGCAAUAUGAUCUCCGUUCAGGCUGAUUUGAAGUGGGGUAACCCAGUUGAAGAAUUGCAAAAGACGAACAUUUAUGCCUGGGUGGAUAUUCCAUCAUCUGAUCAAAUGAACGGAUCAAUUGCUUUGAAAACGUCACAUAGAGCAAUUAUCUUCAAUGUUAACCAUCAAACGCGAGGGGACAGAUUCGUCAGCCAUGCAGAUUUCGAAUGGGAAAACAACGCGAAGGUUGAAGUGGACACGUCAUUGCAACUGGCCGGUGCUAAUGUUUUAGGUAGGUUUCAUUUACAAACACCUUUUGCAGAGAUUCCAAUUCUGUCAGUUGAUGUCGACCAUGUGAGUGACUCUGAAGAAUACAAUACUAAAGUUAACAUUCAAUUGGACAAAAAGAUAUCUGUUGCAACAGUUUUGAAAAAACCUAUAAAUUUGAGAACGUUUGUCGCCACAUUAGACUUAGAGACAUCAUUUAAGGAUAUAAAAAAAGUGAACAUAUUCAUUAAUCACAAAAUGGGAGACUCCUUGGCCUCUGCAGCAAAGCUGUCGUGGAACAAACAGUUUGUAAAUAUGGAUGUCGUUCUACAAAAUGCAACAAAAGGCAUGAAGGUGUCGUACGAAGGAAUGAUCGAUCUUAAGACCUCUUGGAAUGCAUUGAAAAAAGGAUUGAUUAAGUUUUCACACGAUAACAAUGGAAAAAAAUUUAACACACUGGCAAGUUUACUUCAUAAUCGCCAAGAGUACAAAAUUAAUUCUUCCGUGACACAUUUGCCCUACGCAAAAUACGUCGAUAAUGAAGGAGAACUCACAAUAAGCAUUCCUUUGGGAAAAGUGGAAACCAGGUGGAACCAUCGCCAUGCAGAAAACACCGUAGCAACAACGUUAGCCGCAAAUAUAGGUAGCAAUCGCAUCAGCGUUAAACUUCGUGGCACCUUGCAGAAAGAUAUAUCUAUGACUUUGCUUAUGGAAACAUACCGUGAACAAAUCGGGUAUUCUGUACUGAACAGUAGUCUUAUUGUUAAAUCUGACGAUCCGUCUAUGCAUGCCCAUUUUAAUUUGGUAUCUAAUGGAGUUAUAUUGGCUUCAGCAAAUGCCAGCUACAAUAAGUAUCCUGAAAUCUUCAAAACUGGUCUUAGUAUUACCAUUCCAGACUUAAACAUAAAUUCAAUAAUAUCACUAGAAGCAGAUGUGCUCGACCUACAAAACCCUAAUGCUAGAUUGGUAUUUGAUAUAAACCCCGAUUUAAAUAUGAAUAUUGUCGCUUCAACAAUAUUAUUGAAUAGUAGUCAUUGGGCAAAGUCAUCAAUUCUCUGGAAAACAACAAUGCCUGGGUACAAUCAAGUUAAAUAUACUUACGAGCUAUUGGAAUUGCCAGAUUCACGAGGCUUGAAAACAAUAAGUACAUUGAAUUAUCAGGUCGACAAAGAAAUAAAACUGGAAACAACUUUAUACGAACUUCAUAACUUAUUAAAUGUAUCAGUUGUUUUGACUACGACUAACCCACAUCUUCCAAGGAUCGAAGGAGGGGUAUUCUUCUCUGGACAAUUGGAAACAUUCCAAAGUGGAGCACACGUAGAGGUCGUUCCUUACCUGGAUAGGAAUGCGAUUUCUUUGAACUAUGACGCGACUUCGGGAAUUUUAAGUAGUUUAAAUCUAACUUUGCCUUCAUUAAAAUAUCCAGUUAUUCAAAUGGCAAUAGAAGGCAAUUUUGCAGAUGAUUUUAAAACCUCGCAGUUCCGAACGAAAUGCAUUUACGGAGAAAGCGAAUCAAUCAUAUUUUCAUUUAAUCACUACACUGAUAAGGUGAUAUUAGUUGCCACAGCCGAUGCCGUCACUCCAAUCGGCUCUUUAUCAGCUUCAGUGGAAGGGAAAUUGUCAAGCUUCAAUUCCAAAAUAGCAAUUGUCGAUAAGUUCGAACGAAAUUACAGCAUGGAUUUCAAGUUACAUAAUACAGACAAAUUUGAGAUAACAACCAUCGUGUCAACGUUUGGCAGACGUGACAUUAUUGGCAAAUUUACGCAUACAGGAUCACCAACUAAGUUUAACUGUAGUGCGGAACUGUCACAUGACCGAAAAAAUAACUUUUUGUCAACAAUUUCAUUCCGUGUAACUGAUGUUUUGACUUUGUCUGUUGCCGGUUCUUUGAGAACAGAACUCAUUUCAAAUGCAGACAAAUUUGACACCUCUCUUUAUAUUCAUGGAUCAAAAUCAAAGAUCAUUAUCAAUGGCGAAAUUUCAAGAAAUAAUGAAAAAACAUCAUCGGUGGAUUUCAGUGUUAAUGCAGACAGUGAUGUCGAUGUUAGUCUCAGUAUUCGAUCGCCAUUUCUCAAGAGUAUCAAGUCUAGUCUUAGACAUAUUUAUAAGAACAAUUUUGUAGAGACUCAGGCUGCUUUGAUUUACGGUGGUGAAACAAAGUUAAGCGCUUUUGUACAGUUAAGCGAUGGAAAAACGAAAGUCGGAGAAAUAAAGAUAAGCACAUUCUUGACUGAAGACUUUGUCAGCAGGACAAGGAUUGACGGCACGUGGACAAACUUCAACUUAAAUUCUGAGGCUUUAUAUGGCAACAAAAUGUGCAUGAUUGAUUGGACACAAAGGGUCGAUAGGAAUUUAUUGGAUCAACGAAUCACCUUUUCGGCCACAGGAAUUGAUGAUAUUUCCUCCACACUCAGCUUCGUUGGCGACUACAAACAAUUGAAAUCCUUUGCUGAGCUGAACAAAGGUACACAGAUUCACAGAAUAGACGUAAGUUUUAACAACGAUGUGGAUAUCGAAGGAAGUGUUUUAAUUUCUUCUCCAAUAGUUAAACCCGUCUCGGCUGUUUUCUACAUUAAAGGACCUUUAACUGCACUGACCUCUCACGCAGAAAUCAAUAUCGAAAACAAAAAAUCCGAAAUGGAUAUUCGGUUAAACACUAAACCGUUUGACGUUUUACUUUCGCUAAAAUCUCCGUACACAAGAGAUGUGAGCGUCACAGCUAGCCAGAAGGGUUCUUUCCCAUCAUAUUUAGCAACUACAAAGUUAUCUAUACAAGGUAUUGAAGAAAUUGAAGCAAAGGUUACCAUUGUUAAAACGGACAAAAUUACAACCACGCUUGAAAUAUCGCCUAUGAAUAUAAAGAAAAUUGUUAUGGCUGUGUAUUUACCCGACUUUACAAGAAACGUUACACAAAAAGGCGGCAAGCAAACAUUAGGAGCUAGCUUCAUGAACGGAAAUGAGAAAUCCAGCAUCGACAUGUCUUGUCAGUUUGACAAAGUAUACUUCCUCCGCGUCAGCCUGAACAGUCCAUUUACGGAACCAAUGUCGGUAUAUUUAAAGCAUGACGGAGGUAUUAAUUCUUUUAAGAGUCAUGCUGACUUAAGUAUUGGAGCAAAAACAUCUGAUUUUGACAUUCGCUUCAGUAGCGUUGGGAAAACGGAAGGAGCACUUAAAAUAAAUUCAUUCCUCAUUCCAAAACUAACGCUCGAGUUUGGACACAGUGGAACACAAAGCAGCUUUAAUGCAUACGCUUUGUACAAGUAUGGAGAAAACAAAACGGCAGCUAAUAUGACAGUUAAUAUUGAUAAUAAAUAUCAGGCGUCUCUUGAAAUUUCUCUGCCAAAGCGUUCUCCAAUCAUAAUACAUUUCACUUAUAGCAGCGACAUAGAUGCCCUAACUUGUAACGGCGAAGUGACUUACGGACAGAAAUGGGAAGCCGAGUUUCGGUUACAAAGGACUAAUCGAUAUCAAUUUAACCUUUUCUUUAAUCCUCCCACUAGUUUCAUGGAACCUGUCAAAUUGAACUUUUCUCUUGUAAGAUUCGCUGGUGGUUUGAUUCUGAAUGUUGAAUAUGCGUUUGGGUCAGCCAAAAGUAAUGCUGAUUUAGCUGUUUCCUUCCUAGAUAGCAACAUGGAAAUCAAGACCAAUAUUUCUUGUGAGGAAUUUCUUGCAAUAUUUAAUGUGUCCGCUCGCUCCAUUGAAAAUUCGAUUGAUAUUAGCUCCCAUGCUGAAUUUAUAAUUUCUUUGGAGAAAACUGAUGUUGAUUUCAAGUAUCAAUUAUCAGAGGAACGUUAUUACGUUUCAAUAAUUUCGGAUUCCCCAUUUUUACCCGAAAUAGAUGCAAAUCUAUUGAUCAACGGGAUGCCAAGACAAUUCAAUGUUGAAGGAACUCUUGCAAUUGAUGGUGAUCUAAGUUCUGUCAAGUUAACUUCUGAUCUUAAAUCAAAGACAAACGUUGAAAUUAGCAUUAACACUCCAUAUUCCGACGAAAUUUAUAUGAGUCUUAGACACACUUAUGCCUACCCUAAAUAUAUGGUAUUGAUCGUUAACUCAAAAGUUAACGGUGUUGUCAGAGAUGCGGUGUUUUCGAUGAACUUAAACUCUAUGGAUUUUUUAAAAUUGUAUCUGACAAUUAAUAAUCCCCAUUUCUCUAUUAACUUUUCCAAUAAUAGAACAAUGGACGGUCGUGAUGGCUUUGUUCAUAAAGGCUUUUGGGAGGUGUAUGUUGGCGACAAAUUUAUUCGAGUUCUGAGUUCUAUUCGGUCCUUAGACGAUUUUGGAUUUAGAUAUUAUCUUCCAUUAAAAAACGGGUGGUAUGUUGGUAAUAUGGAAUAUACGCAUAACGAAAUGACAACUCGCGUCAUAAUUCUCGAUGAUAUUCUAAAACAUAAGAUUGAACUUAUAUACAACGUUUCACCAGAAUUGAAAUUAUUGAUUGACGUCGAUUGGCCUUCAAUUCCGACUCUGCAAAGUAACAUAUAUUUAAAAAGAACGCAAACUGAUGUCACAGGAGGGUCCUCGAUUAUUAUUGACGGCGAAAAUAAGGGCUCUUUGGAAUUAAAUUUUAAUGGGGACAAAAGAAUUGCAUCGUUUAAACUGGACUUGCCUACAUAUAAUGGAUUUGAAAAGCUUUCAGGAUCACUGAUUAAAAAAUCUGAGAAAUCACUGGAAAUGCUAUCGGGGUCUAUUUUAAGAAAAGGUGAACGACUUGUUGAAUUUGAUAUUAAAUAUGACUUGAAGAACAGUUUCGUUGAUAUAGAUAUUUCCAGUACCGAACCACAACAAUCAUCACUAAAAUUUAAAGCUUCAGCGGAAAAGGAUAUGUUUAAGACAAACUGGGUUUUGAAUUUUAUCGAUGUACAUAAAGGUCAUAUUGAAUUUAAAAAAGGCAAAGAUCAAUACUUGCUAAAUUUUGACGUUGAGGAUUACACAUUGAAGAUAGAUUUUCACAAUCAACAAGGAGUAGUCGAAAGUGAAAUUGUUGUCAAUAUACCUAAUAGGGAUAUAAUUAGUUGUCAAGUGAGGUAUACCGAUAACCUUCCCUCUGUUGUCACAGGUAAUGUACAUUUUACCUGGAACUCAACAAUGGCAUUUGAAUUUGAUUUGCAAUUGAAAACGUCAUCGGGUUUGGAAGGAAGUGCUAUUUUAAAAACACCCUUUCCUAAAUAUAAAUACACGGAGUUAAAAGGCUUUCACCAAGGAACGUGGGCACAAUAUAGAACAUCUGCACAAUGUACUUUUGUUGGGAAAUCUAUUUCGAUUGCUGCUGACAUCACUCCAAUCAAAGUCAGAGUGAUCAUCCAGACACCAUUUAAAUAUACGGAAAAUGUAGAGUUCGAUUUUUUCCAAAGCACUGGUGAUUCUGAAUACAAGGCUGGUAUGAAUGUCAUUUAUGCAACUGGAAAAGAAUUGACGUUGACAGUUGGACACGCGAGCAAGAAAAUGAGUAUGGCUUCAUUUGUGGCGUUUGAGUCACCAUUCACAAGUCCCCUUGCAAUAAUUGCAAACCAUACAGGAACCUUGUCUUCAGAUUUUACCACCAUUUACCAAGUGAAAAAUGGGGCGGACAGCGUUACAAUUGAAGUGACAAUGAAAUAUGGUCUUCAGUCUAUUGUUUGUUUGUCGUCAUUGACAACAGUAUUUGAAGGUGAAAUAUCAGAGCAGUCGUUUAAAGUUACACAUAUUGGCCGUUUAGACAGAUUCAAGACUGAAGCUUCAGUGAAAGUCUUUGGCCAGGAAAUCAGUUUAGAUACUUCGUUUCAACUUGAUCCUGUUAUGGAAGCUUCCAUCACCUUGCUGACGCCUUACACAAAUAUACGCAAUCUACACGCUGCCUUUACUAACAAUUACAAUCCAAAUAGCAUUUUAUCAACGGGCAUCGUACAGUGGGCUGAAAACAGAAAAUUCACUGGAAGAAUUGAUGUUGUGAAGAAUGUAUUGAACCAUAUGACGGCCAACAUGGAGACAAGUAUGUCAUUGACGACGCCAUUCGAGGCAUUAAAGCAGACAGCUUUAAGUGUAUCCCAUAAAAUGUCCCCAAAAGGUCUUCAAGAGGGUUUGAAAUUGGUAUACAAUAAUAAAGUUAUACUUGAUGCUGAUUUGGAGCAUAAUAUUCUGGGAGAACACAAAUCGGCUCUGGUCUUUGUACGUGCUCCACGGCCAAUGAAGUUCGAGAUCGAUGGCGAUUUCACUCUUAAAUGUGUUGAUUUUGAAAUGGUACUCGAUUGGAACCCGCUGAACAUAUCACAAAACAUCAACUUAAACGCCGGGUAUGACAUUCGUAGCAACAAGGUGGCUAAAUUUAAUAUCACCGGCUUUGGAAAAGUGUUGUCAUUAGAUACCAUAUACAGCGCACGGACAAGCAAAGCUAAUGUUGCAUGGGGAUUACGAUCUUCACAGAAGGUCGGUUAUGAAGUUUCAUUGAGAGAUAACACUAGAGACUUCAAACUUAUUUUACCGACUCGAAGUAUAGCUCUAUUGUCGAAACACUCGAAUGGUAAAAUUGAUGUUGACUUCAUGUGGAAUGCUGAUGUCAAUCCUACAGAGAAGGUUUUCAUGAGGUCAUCUGUGGUCCAAAACGGAAAUUAUAUCAAAACCGACAUGACAUUGGGAGUGCCACAGCUCAAAAAGCUUUUUAAGUUCGGAACGGAAUUCAUUGUAAAUCGAGGACGAACAAUAUUUGAUGGACGCACGGAAAUAUCAUAUUCUGCCGACUCAAAUAAAACAUUUGCCAUAUCUUGUAAAUUAGAGGACGUAUCAUCAGAUGGUGGCAAAAACUACAGUUUGAUUUUCGACCUAAGUCACCCACACACAACUGUCGGGAUUAAUUUAAAGUCUCACAUUGGGCGGUCGUCCACUGGCUAUUCUUCUGGCUUAACACUCAUAUACAUGACUGCCCGGAGACAGAUGCAACCUUUCUCUAUUGGAGGGGUUGUUGAUAAACGGAAGCAAUCCAUCAGUUUAGAGAUAAAAACGCCGGUGAAAUUGAUCAGCAUUUCUGGAAGCGCUCAGACGGACGACAAAUUCCGAUUAUCACUUCUUAACGUGUAUGACAAUAAGGACCCCCUUGUCACAGUUUUUACAAUCGAUCGUGCCUCACGUUCUAUUGACUUCAUGAUCAACUACGACAUUGAUCGUCCUCAAAACGAGUUCCAUAUUCGUGCAAACUAUGUGAACAGCUCUGCCUUGCAAGCGGAAGUGUACCAUCUAGUCGAUACAAAUCAUAUUCAAGACGUUCUUGUAACCGUCCGGCUGAAUACCUCGCACCUCAUACACUCGAGAAUUCACUGGCAACCAGAGAUGAUCAAAGAUCUUGAGGCUUUCAGAUCCAAAAAAUCUGACGAGUACAAUAACCGCAUUGAAAGAUUUGUUCAGAAAAUGAUGAUCAGCUUUACUGAAGAGCUUCUCAACAAAAAGCGCAUUAUUUGGGGUGCUGUAGGAGAAGAGAUUGGUCCAGAAAACGCAGCCAAAUUCGAAGCCGUUGUAAUGCCUUACUUUGACCAAGGCCGGAGUAUGAUAAUAACCUUAACUGAUCCCAUGGUUCAACGCGUCAAGACUGUAUUGACACAAUCAAGAUCCAAAUACAGCGCGACCAUGGUUUCCUACAAGACAUUCGUGAACAAACCGUUACUAGAGAACAUAGCAGUGGGGGAUGUUAUGAAAGCAGACCUGUUUGCAGGAAUUCGGAAGAAUGUAUCCGACAAGUUCAACGUGUUAUCUGAGAAACUGUCUGUACAAAGGCGGCUUCUGCAAGCUGUUGCUUCGAAUGGUAUCGUCUGGUCAGGCGAAAAAGGCACGCAAGUGCUCCCAAAAAUGGUAGCCCAGAAGCUCGGAUACCUCAAGGUCGGUACCUACUUAGAGUCACACAUCCACACUCUUCUUCUGGACAUUGAGCAGGACAUUCAAAAGUCUCUUAAAGGGAUGGAGGACUUUUUGUUGACCCACAUUCGGUCCCCGAUCACUAUCUGGGACCCAGCAAAUGGUGAAAUUCAGCUGGAGCAAUAUUUGCCAAUACCCUUGCAAUCGCUUGAUGCUAUGCCGAUACUUGAGUACGGGCAAAAAGUAGAACGGCUCAGAAACAUGAUACCAGACACCUUACCAUCUGUACGCUUGCCAGAAGUACCAUCUGAGUGGCUCCCACCUUUCUCAGGUGUGGCCACGAUCUCAAAAGGUCAACGCAUUACGACUUUUGAUGGAUUCAUUUACGACCUGGAAGAUAAGUGCACGUUUGUUUUGGCUCGUGAUUUCAACAACAACAACUUCACCAUUGUCCUAAGCAACGAGGGAGACACAACUCUAAAUCUGAUAACCAGAACUCAUUCAAUAUCAGUAAAUGUGCUUGGCCAGGUUGUUGAUGGCGAUCAAAAAGUCACGAUUCCUGCGACGAUCGGUGACCUAAGCAUUCAGGAAUUAAACGGCAUCAUCAACAUCGUCAACGGGGAGCACUUUAACAUUGUCUACGACACGUCUGUGGACCAUAUCACGGUCAAGAUAAGUGGCUGGUAUUUCGGAAAGGUCGCAGGAUUACUUGGUAUCUAUGACAACGAGCCCUCUAACGAGCUGGUGACAUCUUUUAACAAGAUAAUUGACAACAGUUCUCGAUUUGCGAAGACAUGGACUGUGUCUGCUGCAUCUUGUUAAGCUUAUAACAAGUAUUGACAUUAAAGUGUUGCUUAAAGAAACGGUAUAUGAACAUUCAGACCUGCAAGAAUAAAAAACCCAGAUAUAUGAGUGCUUUAAAAAGAACAAUCAAAUCUGUUUGAUCUUAUAUAAUUAUGUUAUUAUGAUUCUAAUCUUUUGAAAUACAUGCGCACUAUGAUAUAAAUAACGUUUGUAUGAUUUAUUUAAAUUGUGUAUAUUGUUUAUUUAUAUAAAACUUAUGUUUUACUAUUGUCUUAUAUAUAUUUUAUUUCUCGUACUUCAAUUCUAUAAUAAUAAAUAUGUUAAAUCAUGAUUAUUCAAUGUGCCAAAAUGAAAUUAUUUAACAGUGUGAUAAUUUAUGAUAUUAAAAUGCACUUUACAAUAAAUUUAUAUGUACCUUUAAA